Messenger RNA from Suillus clintonianus, 1966 nucleotides. RefSeq lists its product as uncharacterized. The record is from RefSeq and is a predicted model, not a curated record. The transcript has 5 exons. Bases 162 to 1841 code for a protein of 559 amino acids. NCBI's taxonomy places the organism in Eukaryota, Fungi, Basidiomycota, Agaricomycetes, Boletales, Suillaceae.
GUAGGUUGUGAACAAGGUGGCAGAAGUCCAAGUCAAUAUUAUCGACAAUGACAUGCGACAUCGCACCUGGCACCGCUUCUGCAUCCGCAAUGUGCUGGUACUGACAAGAAAACAUAACAGAAAACAAAAACAUAUCAAUUCGUAACGUUCAUUACACAAACAUGGGCUUCUUCUCGUCGCGCAGGACAGUAGGCGAGUCCCAGUCAUACAUCCAUAACGACAGCUCCGUGUCCAUGUCUGUGGUUCAGGUCAUCCGUACCCGAUUCUACGGAAAGUACAAAGGCAAGGCGCGCGAGACGCACCCUCCUUCAAUGACUAGGCACAGUGACCACAAUCUCCACCGUCUCAGCGCUGGGCGCUCCCCUCUCGGUACCGAACAGUUCUUACCACCACAACAAAAUACUCCACGUACACAUACAGACGUCAUCACGGCCACCCUUGCACAACGUCUCGAUGAACUUGCUGCCGCAAAUUCUCAAGGCUUGCUCGAUGACGAUGAAUACCGUCUUCUGCGACAAAACAUCUUUGAGCGGCUUGCUUCAGGGAGCUCAGUCCCGCAGGAAGCUCCCCUUGUCCCCAUUGUCUCACAUCCGCCCAACGCCUACAAUCCGGCUUCCGCCAAAAGUCGUUCACCAUCCGUCCGCUCCAAAUCCUCGAUUUCCUCCGCCAUGAGCACUCUCUUUAAACGUUCUUCCCGAAUCUCAGCUCACACAACUCUCACCGCAACAACAGACGACACGUCUAUCUUUUCCGGCAGUACAUCCCGGCGACCAAUCCCGCCACACAUGCGAAGCGAUGUUUCUCUGACAUCGGAGAAUCUGUCACAUACAGCUGAUGUGCAGUAUUUAGGUGUAAACGGGAGUACCAGCAGUAUCAAUAUUGGUGGAAACGGGGGAAGAAGCAGCCCGUACCGGUCCCUCCGCCGCCUUCAAACAGGACCAGCUACCCCUCCCCCAUCAUCCUUCCGUUUAAAUAGCACUACUGGCUCGCCCUUCACACCCGUUCCCUCAACAUCAACAACCCCACACACAUCCUCGCAUUCUCCGAUGCAGUCGCACGCAUUAUCUCUAUCACCAUCUACGAAUCCUGCCGACCCCGAAAAUCUAUCCUCAUUAGAGCUGAAGCGCCAAAUUGCGACGCUUGAAGCUGAGGGUGGACGGUUACUUGAUGCGUUCAACGGGCUUGAACUUACUGCACUAACUCGACGUCAUCCGCCACGAACGCCUUCUGUGCGUCGAGUCCGCGUGGGAGUGGGAGGGAGCGAUUAUGGUAGUAGAGGUGGGGGAAGUGAAUAUGGCGGUAGAGGCGGGGGCAGUGAAUGUGAAGGCAGCGGGUACCCAAGUACCGGGAGAGGCACACCCUGCGAGGCUGAUGCUCAAUCCAUGUACUCCGCGUCGGCAGCCUCUAGCGUCAGCCAACCACGCUCCCAGCCGCAGUCAUAUCGGAAUCCCUCGUUACGCGCCCCGCCAUCAACAUUAUCUGCGUCGGCAAGGAAGCGUAGUAUGUCAUCUAUAUCGUCUCGCGCACGCGUCCCCACAAACGGCUCGAUGCACGCUUCGCACUCAUCGCCGGGACUCACCCACAGCAAGCUACGGGAACUAGGCAGUGUCUCCUCUGUUAACCUUGCACGAGACUCUUCCAUGCACCUCCCUUCGACUGUACACAACUCGCCGGUGCGUGAAGUACCUGAUGAUGAUGCCUCCAUUCUGGUACUCGAGAGCGAGCUGGGUGAUAUUCGACGGCGGCGAGGAGAGGUGACUGCACGAUAUCAAGCGCGGCUGGAGUAUUUGCGGGCACAACUGCGGGGGGCAGAAUUGAGGGAGAAGUUGAUGAGGAGAUGAGGAAAGGGGUCUAUCGGGUUGGCCCAUUUGCGGCGAGCAUCAUUUGUAACUGGGAUAUCAUUAUAUACCUUCGCAUUAUGUUUUGUGUUUUAUGCGGAUUAUACUGAAAACACGCUUCCACCGGU